AUGAAAUGGGAAAGAGCCGAAACUCUAGACUUUUGUGGCCGUCAAAGCGCGCCAACGGAACCGCUGUCAUUUAUUGAGUUUCAACGUUUUAAGCCAAAUGAGGCUUUAGCGGGUACUUCGGAUUAUUCCAUUCAUCCUAGACAUUUCACUCCACUCCGCCUUUAUGGAUUCUCGCCCGGGAGAAAUACACUUCGUCUAAUUACCAAAACAACAUCUUAUCCUCAUCCAACUUUAUCAAAAGACCAAGAGCGAGCAAGAACUUGCAUGAAUUCUCCAUAUAAUCAAGUUCCCAGACUAACCAUGCCAGAUGGCGCAUCUAAGUGGGGAGUCACACGAUUCAAACCUUGCACAGCAUGA
Sclerotinia sclerotiorum 1980 UF-70 is the source of this 357-nucleotide messenger RNA. RefSeq lists its product with no specific name. The record is from RefSeq and is a predicted model, not a curated record. NCBI's taxonomy places the organism in Eukaryota, Fungi, Ascomycota, Leotiomycetes, Helotiales, Sclerotiniaceae. The transcript has 2 exons. Bases 1 to 357 code for a protein of 118 amino acids.